Asparagus officinalis (garden asparagus) is the source of this 1187-nucleotide messenger RNA. Its product is annotated as cysteine-rich repeat secretory protein 38-like. The transcript has 2 exons. Lineage: Eukaryota; Viridiplantae; Streptophyta; Magnoliopsida; Asparagales; Asparagaceae. Bases 108 to 1187 code for a protein of 359 amino acids. The record is from RefSeq and is a predicted model, not a curated record.
UACAAAGCAGUUUGCUAACUUACAAACGUGCACAACGUGCACAAGAAACCUGUAACUAACUAACUAAAAACUUAACCCACUAAGUAACCAACUAAUUAACAUAUGAAAUGGAUAACGUUACAAGAUUAAUUCAACACAGCUGUCCAACAUCACGCCAGGCCGUCAUUUGGUAUGAUAGCUGCGAACUCCGUUACUCCGACUUCAACUUCUUCGGCAUCCCCGACACAGCUGGAUUCAGCAUGAGCAAUCCCAACCAAAAGACGAGCUCUCGAGAGCCGUUUGCAGUUGUGGCUGACCUCGUGAAGGCCGCACCGCUCAACAAACCGCUAAUGUUUGCCUCGAAGGCGUUGGUGAACGACGACGACAAUAUUUAUGCGCUCGCUCAGUGCACUGUUGACCUUGGCGUCGAUGGCUGCAGAGAGUGCCUGACAACGAUAUUGGCUGAUAUCAAGAAUUGCUGCACGCAAUGGAGGGGGUGGCGGUACUUGGCGACUAGCUGCUGGGUGAGCUGUUCAGACUCCACUUUCCCAUCAAAUAGUCUUGCAAUAGUCGAAUCAAAUCUCAACAAUCUUCUGCAAAUUCUGACAACCAAUGCUCAGACGAGCGGUUUCUAUAACACCACUGUUGGAGAGAACCCAGACCAGCUCUACGGCCUAGCCCUCUGCCGGGGGGACCUCACCCCACCCAGUAACGAUUGCAAUACAUGCCUCGCCAAUGCUAGGGGAACCAUAAUAGGAGACUGCCCGAAUAACACACAAGGGAUCAAAUGGUACGAGAAAUGCCUCAUGAGAUAUUCCGACAGCAGCUUCUUCGGGGUGGUGGAUUUGGCUGGGCAGACUCUAUGUGGGGUUCGGCAGAUCAGUCAAGCUGCCAGUGAUGAGACGAUCAAGUUUGCUAGGGGCCUCGUGGAGCAAGCCUCGAAUAAUCCACUGAUGGUUGCCAGUGGAGAAGAGUCAGUUACUAGUCAGUCGUCGAGCUAUGUUUUGUUGCAGUGCACAAGAGAUCUUAAUAGUGAAGGCUGCAAGAACUGCUUAGAAACCGGGUUGAGCCAAGUUGGUGCUCAGUGCAACCAAACUAACGGGUGGCGAUAUCUAUCAGGAAGUUGCAUGCUGAGGUACGAGGUGUUUCCCUUCUUCAACACUUCGGCAAUAUCAACUCCUGGAUCUCCACUGAUAGCUUCUCCAUAG